AUGGGUGAGGUUGAUCAAUGGGAAUGGAACUUCAAACUUCCAAAGAUCCCCAAUGGCAUCAAAGCUCCGUGGCUGCUAUUACCUAUUGGUGGCACUCCUACUGCUAAAGAACCUUUCAAAGCUGGUGAGGACGUCUACCAUAUCACGCAAUUACCUAACAUUGACGAAGAAUCUGUUGACACUUCUAGUCUCGACGAGAAGGGAAUUUACCAUCUCAAACUGGCAGACCUGCAAUACAAUCUUAUCCGUGGUUCUUGUCAUGGAUGGCUAAUAAUAGUAUCCAUAUAUGAAGGCACUAUCCGAAUGCUAAAUCCAUUGACGAAGGCUUACUUGGAUCUUCCUCCAAUCUCAACUCUAUCUGUGGCUAUAUAUGGAGCUUGUAGUUUGGCUUUUUACAAGUCGAACAACAAGAUAUGGCUCAAAUUACCAACAAGUGCCGAUGCAACUGCAUACUUUCAAGAUGUUAUAUUUUUUCAAGAGAAGAUAUAUGCAGUAGAUGAUGAUGGUCAGCUAUACGAGUUUGAUACAAAAACAAAGACAGGGCCCGUGGGAAUAAUUCAUGAAGCCGCGCCUCCAUCUGAUGUUGUCACUCAAGGAGAAAUCUCCAAUCUUAAAUAUCUGAUUGGUUGUGCUGAUGGAAGUUUAUUGAUGGUGGCAAGACAUCUUCGUAAUUUGAUGGAGCAUGAUGAGAAGCGUUCCUAUGAGACUAUCAAAUUCUAUAUUUAUAAAUUGGAGAAAAAUGCAAACACAUGGUCAAGAGUAACCAGUUUGGGAAAUUACGUAUUGGUAAUUGGAUUCAAUGCUUCUGUUCAAAUGUUGGCUGAUGAUUUUUCAAAUUGCAAAGGAAAUCAGAUCUUCUUUACCGAUAAUUUUGUUGAAGACCAAUCAUUAAACGUUGUUUACUAUCAUAACAUUGGCAUCUUCAAUUUGGAAGAUGAGAGUUGUCAAACAGUAUUGUCAGAUGUCAACUUUUUUUGUCCUCCUGUUUGGAUAUUCCUUUAG
This is a messenger RNA of Arachis duranensis, 1002 nucleotides long. RefSeq lists its product as uncharacterized. The coding region runs from base 1 to 1002 and encodes 333 amino acids. The record is from RefSeq and is a predicted model, not a curated record. Lineage: Eukaryota; Viridiplantae; Streptophyta; Magnoliopsida; Fabales; Fabaceae. The transcript is spliced from 3 exons.